This is a messenger RNA of Carassius gibelio (silver crucian carp), 2279 nucleotides long. RefSeq lists its product as uncharacterized. Gene Ontology annotation, molecular function: protein binding; RNA binding. The record is from RefSeq and is a predicted model, not a curated record. Lineage: Eukaryota; Metazoa; Chordata; Actinopteri; Cypriniformes; Cyprinidae. Gene Ontology annotation, biological process: negative regulation of transcription by RNA polymerase II; nervous system development. The transcript is spliced from 3 exons. The coding region runs from base 477 to 1913 and encodes 478 amino acids. Gene Ontology annotation, cellular component: nucleus.
GCAUCAGCCAUCAGACAGAGUUGAGAGGAGAGUGGGAGAAACUGAGAGAGAGUAGGAGGAAUGAAAAUGAGAGUUUAUAUGCCAGUCAGCAUCACAACUGGAUGCACAGCAUUUCAUCAGCACAGACCUUUAUGUUAUGUAAAGCAAGGGGUGUCUGGAGAAAUUCUUAGCACUGGAAACCAACCAACAGUUCCCCAGUCAGUGUGAUGCCACAAGUCUCCUCAUCAUUUUACCCAUCACAGCUACUCAAAGAAAUAUUAUACCCUUGUGCUCUCAGCAGAACUAUAAUCGUCCGGCAAGUGCUGAUGCCCCUCAAAAUACCUUCACAGUGUUUUCUAAAACCAUCUCAAAUGGUCUCAUUCUUCCCCUCAUUCUAAGCAAAUUUUCACCAUAAAUAAUGUAAUGUUAUUGAAAUUUCUACACAAGUACUAAACAGUAGUUUUAAAACAGAGAAAGAGAAGGACAGCACAGCGUUUAUGUCAAACUGCACAAUCUUUGUUGUGCUCAUGGCAAAAAAUAAGAGUUCCUCAAUCUUAGAAAAAUGGGAUUCCGCACCAAUUGAACAGUCAUCUGAACCCAUUUUUAAAACCCCUUCUCCGUUUUGGAAUCAGGAUUUGAUAUUCAGAAGACCUAGACAAGUACGGGAAUCCACACCUGAUGUUGUCACAGGUGGAUUUAACUUUUAUUCUUACAGCUGUGAUCUAGGCUCUGUCACGACCCCAGACCUCUCUUGUGUUAUAGGAGGAAAUCCAAUCCACCCUUCACAGAGUCUGAACUCUCCUAGUAGGAGAUAUCUACCACCUUCAUCAAAAUUACUUGUCACUAACCCAAACAUGCUGCACAGUCUUGGAAGAAGUACUUCAUACUGGAAUUAUUCAACUCCAGAAGUAGGACAUGGACCUGUCAAAGGUUUCAGAAAGCUGGAAAAUCCACAAAUCGACCCAUUGUCAGCUUCAUAUUUUUAUAGAGGGGUUGUUAGGGAUACGCUAAGAAGCGAUAUUCCAACUCAGGAAGUCAAAUCAUGCAUGCAGAGAGAGAGACCGAGAUAUUCACACUGGUACCACGAACCGCAAAAUCAGAGAAUCUGCUCCAAAAGAGAUCAUGAGAGACAUUACGUGAAAAACAACCCACUUCUAGGUUCUUUAUUACAUACAGAUUCUAAUAGAGAAUAUUUUAAACACAAUAUGGAGUACAACCAUCACCAGCAGCUAGAUUUGAAUUACUCUACUCAUGCUGUGCCUGAAGAAUCAAAGCAGGAAAGUGAAAAGCUAAAGAGCGAGGAGCUCCCCCUGCUGGUCUGGAGAGAAGAAGCAGAAAAACACAAUCAACAAACGAACACUAGCACACACCCUAAAUCCUCCUCUUCUGCCCUGAGGGUUCUCCGUCGCUUUGCAGAAGGCUCUUUGGUGGAGCUUGAGGGCGGUCGACUGAAGCGGGUGGAGGAUUUAAAGAUGGAUGAUUUGGAGAGGUGUGCUCAAUUACAUCCUGAGCUGACGCUGAGGCGUUUCACUGUGUUGAAGAUGACACCUUCAAACACGCCAACGCUGUCAUGUUUACAUCUGGAGAUUGAGCACGACCAUUCACAGUUGUCUCUGGAGGUGAGUGAAGGGCUGCCUUUCUUCGUUUGUGGGCACGGCUGGUCUUCUUGUAACCCUCGACACACAAGUCAAACCUGCAGACUACAAUGCCGUCAACUAAAGGUGGGUGAUGUGUGCCUGGCACUAACGCAGAUGCCCACCUCUUCAUCUCAGCCUGCCAACCAGAGCCUAGCUGAAGUGGGUGGAGAUCACACAGUCCCAAAGUUUAAUGCCGAAACCAACCCCACACUGCAGAAAGAAACUAAAUCAAGAAAGAGACACUUCACAGCUCCUGAACUCAGGGAAAUUUCCAAGGUACGCCACACCGAAGACUGAGCAGCUAAAGGCUAAAUCAUUUACUGUGGAAUUAUAACAAAACAAAACAAACAAAAAAAUCUCAGACUUACAUUUAAAACAGUUUUUAAUUGUACAUAAGUCUUUGUACAUUGUAAAUACCAUCUUUUUAAAGCAAAUAUGUGUACAUAGUAACUGCAAUGUUACCAAAUCAAUUACCCUACCGUUCAAAGGUUUAGGGUCAGUGAGUUUAUUUUUUUAAUAAAUAUUUUUAAUGAUGAUAUUUUAUUAAAUUGGUAAAACAUGAGAUUACAUUAUUUUUAUGUUGUUAAAAAAAAAUUUUAAAUAUAGAACUUUCUUUUACACUUUAUAUUCAUCAAAGAAUUCUGCAAAACGUGUCAAGGUUUC